UGAAACAGAAAGGAGCUCCGCCAGGCCCAGGGAAUUCUAGCUGUGCGCUGUUAGCUUCAAACUGCUAGCGUAUGACACAUACAGCGUCGGAAAACACAUUAGCAAGUGUCAAACAGGUAGCUAAUGAAAACACAGCCACUUACACAGCAACCAAGCCGUUUUGCUACCGCUGACAGACAUUGAAUCGUCCCACGUGGUAGAGGAGAACCCGCAUUGCCGUGACGUCAUCACAACGCGACCAUCAGGGGAUGGGCCAAUCAAGAAGAGCACGUUGAUGACUCAGAACGGUUCUGCGCUUGGACUACAGGAGGGAAAGAAAGGCCGGAGCGCAAUAUUUUAGCUUGUGUUGAUUAAAUUUCACUUGUCCUGCCUCACAUUAUACUUCCUGCUUGUUUCAGUGAGUUACAUUUGAGCUGUUGGUGAAGUCGCGCUGAAGAACUUGUGCUAGCCAUGUCAGUUACGGAGAUGUUUAGCUACAUCCAGGGCUUCUUAACUGCCGAUCAAGAUAUUCGCGAGGAUAUAAGAAAAGUUGUCCAAAUGCUGGAGCAGACCGCCAGGGAGAUACUCACCAUCCUUCAAAGUGUCCAUCAACCAAGUGGUUUCAAAGACAUUCCCAGCAAGUGUCUGAAGGCCAGGGAGCUGUUCUGCACUGUUCAAACCCAAAUUGGUGAUCUGAAAACAAAGUUCCCUGUGGAACAGUAUUACAGGUUUCAUGAGCACUGGAGGUUUGUUCUGCAGCGCCUUACCUUUCUUGCCGCUUUUGUGGUCUAUUUGGAGAGCGAGUCCUUGGUGACACGAGAGGAGGUGGCGAAAAUACUUGGAAUUGAAGUGGACAGAGAAAAAGGAUUCCAUCUGGACCUUGAAGAUUAUCUAGCGGGGAUUCUUAUUAUGGCCAGUGAACUGUCAAGGUUGGCAGUCAAUAGUGUAACCGCUGGAGACUAUGGGCGUCCUCUACGUAUCUCAAAUUUCAUCAACGAACUUGAUUCCGGUUUUCGCCUGCUAAAUCUGAAAAAUGACCCUCUACGUAAACGCUAUGAUGGUCUCAAGUAUGACGUGAAGAAGAUUGAGGAGGUAGUGUAUGACCUAUCAAUCCGGGGCCUUGCCAAGGAGCAGGAAGUCGGGGGAGACAAGUAGAGGCAGGAGAGGAACAGAAGAGGCCUUGGGGCAAAUACCCUGGCUGGGAUUCUCCAUGAGUGCAAGAGUGGAGACUUAACCUGCCUAUGGGCAGGCACAUGGAGGAAGAGAAGAUCAGAUGGAAGUGUUGAAGCCCCAGUAGCCUUUGACAGUGGUGUGGAUUUUGUAGCCAACCGUCUGCCCUAGUGGAAAGCUGUUUAGGCCUGAUAAAAAUGGGAGAAGCUGUGUUUCUCACUGCUGUUGAGAGAAGUUUACUCAUGUACAGUUCAUCUGUAUGCUUGGUUGGAUGUGUCAUUUUGUUGUUCUUUAUUGUUCUGUGCUGGUCAUCACAUUUGUAAAGCAUUGUAUAAACAUUGGACAUGGUUGACACUUGGAUGAGGUGAUUUAAAAAUACUUCAUUUUCUUUUCAAUAUCACUGAGGUCUGUAAUAUAAUUGUACUACACGUGAAAGUGAGUUAUGGUUAAAAAUUUGGCCUACAGUUUUUUUGACUGUUUUAAAUAUGUACUGAGGAGUGCAUAAGGUGAAGCUACAGUGGUGAAGUGUCUACAGAAAUGACUAGAGCAGAGGAAAAUGUAUGAUUUGCCUAAACUACACAAAACUGCUGCUUUUGAGAAAAAUAUCUGAAUUUUUUACAGCUUCUGUAUUUUAUUUUUUUUCUACCCCCACCCUGGUCAGUACCUACAGACAUAUUCACAGGAAUAGAGGUGCACAUUUGUCAGUGUUCUCUCCGAGCCUCAAACUCUUUGUUAUGAAGAAUUACUAUUCAGAAAGUUUCUGCUAAAACAUGUUUUGCACGUUUAUGUUGUAAGGCGAUUGCAAAGAGGAUACAUGGAAGAGCAAAGAAUAUUCUUUAAUGAAGGUGACAGUUUUGCCUUUUUUUUAUAAUCUUGUCAUGUGCAUCUGCUCUCAUGACCUCCAUUUUUAAAACUUAUUUAUAAAUAAUGUUAGACUAUUGCAUGUUGUGUAUGGUCUGAAGACUGCAGUUUUGCAAAAUCCACUUCUCGUCGUCAUCAGAUGUGAAAAGUCAGUUUUUGUUUGUGUUUUUGGGAAAUCAAUUAUUGUUUGCCUACAUUUCACUGGUAUGUAAUGUCCAGCUAUACAUGUGAGCAUGUGAUUGGCCUGCUUUAUAAAUGUAUGCCUAAGUACUGUUUGACACAACACAUGAAGUACCUAUUUUGACUUUAACACUAGUCCAAAGGUGUCAGCAGUAAUAAUAUGCACUUUUUCCUCAUGGAAUGAUGUCUGGUAUAUUACUACUGAAUUGACUUAUGAGUUCUCUCUCUCUCUCUCGCUCUCUCUCGCUCUCUUGAUGUUCCAACCACUUUGUGUUAAUAUUGUGUAAUAAAGUGCAUCACAAACAAACCCAUUUUCAGUAAACACGUAGCCAGUGAAAAGAUCAAA
Molecule: messenger RNA, 2536 nt
Organism: Pangasianodon hypophthalmus (striped catfish)
Lineage: Eukaryota; Metazoa; Chordata; Actinopteri; Siluriformes; Pangasiidae
Gene: tsn
Product: translin
Exons: 7
Coding region: 451-1134 (227 amino acids)
Biological process (GO): RNA metabolic process
Cellular component (GO): cytoplasm; nucleus
Molecular function (GO): single-stranded DNA binding; RNA binding; sequence-specific DNA binding
Source: RefSeq, a predicted model, not a curated record